Molecule: messenger RNA, 1394 nt
Organism: Nomia melanderi (Alkali bee)
Lineage: Eukaryota; Metazoa; Arthropoda; Insecta; Hymenoptera; Halictidae
Gene: Pdxk
Product: pyridoxal kinase
Biological process (GO): pyridoxal 5'-phosphate salvage
Cellular component (GO): cytosol
Molecular function (GO): pyridoxal kinase activity
Source: RefSeq, a predicted model, not a curated record
CUAUCUUUGUUUUUCUUACUCCCAUAUGUACUGUUCCUUAGAUGAAAACAGUAGAUAAAUAUGUCUGUUUUACGGCUUUACUGUACCCCAUGGUCCCACCAUUGUUUAAAGUUUAUUAGCUCUAAUUUUUUUCAUACGUAUUUUUGAUAUUGGUCAAACAGCCGCAUGUACAAGUUGAUAGAAUGCUAGAAAGUGGUAUGGAAGCGCAAAAGUGAAACAGGCGGAGCGACUGGGUUAGCCACUCCUACUCUCGUAUCAGUAUUUACGAAUGUGAUAAGAACUUAAACAGUUAAAAACUAUUAUUUGAGAAUGGAUGACAUACGUAUACCUCCUUCCACUCUGACCAAUUAAUCCCUUCCAAGUGUCUUCAUGGAAGAAUACUCUAUACCAUAUGCAACAUAGAAUAAAUCGUGCAUCGAAUUUCUCUGUGCAUCAGCGAAUCGAGAUGUGCGCCGAAAAAACACCACGUAUACUUUCGAUACAGAGUCAUGUGGUAUCUGGUUACGUGGGUAAUAAAAGUGCAAUAUUUCCACUACAGUUGUUAGGUUUUGAAGUAGAUGCAAUUAAUUCUGUUCAAUUAUCUAAUCAUACUGGAUACAAGGUUGUCAAGGGUCAGAUAUUAAAUGAUAAAGACUUAGAGGAUCUGGUGGAUGGUUUAGCACAAAAUAAUUUAGAUAAUUACACACAUUUACUCACUGGAUAUAUUGGUUCUGUUUCCUUCUUGAAAAGUGUUACAGGAGUAAUUCAAGCUUUAAAACAAAAGAAUCCUAAUCUUAUAUAUGUUUGUGAUCCUGUUAUGGGUGACAAUGGAAAAAUGUAUGUUCCUGAAGCAUUAAAAGAAAUUUACAAGACAGAGAUAGUACCACUAGCUGAUAUUAUAGUGCCAAAUCAAUAUGAAUUAGAGUUGCUAACUGAUGUAAAUAUAAGCACAAUAAAUGAAUUGAAAUAUGCUAUAAAAAAGUUACAUCAAGCUGGCCCUAAAAUAAUAAGUGUUUCAUCAACAGAAAUUAAUGGUAAAUUGACAGCAAUAAGCAGCACAGCAAAAGAUAAUUCAUUAAUAAAAAUUGAUAUUCCAAAAAUACCAACUAAUUUUACUGGUUCGGGAGACCUUUUCGCCGCGUUAUUUUUGGCUCAUACGUACUUGCAAGAUAAUAUGGAAGACGCCUUUGCGAAAACUGUGAACACUUUACACAGUGUCUUACUCAAAACUUUUGAACUUUCAAACAAAUGCCAAGACGAGGAAUCACAGCCUGCAAGAAAAAUUGAAUUACGCUUAAUACAAAGCAGGAAACACAUAGAAAAUCCGGAAGUGCAUCUACUUGCUGAACCUCUUUAAAUCAGAAAAAUGUUAAAUUAAAUAUUGAAGUUAUAUGUAUAAAAAAUAUAUUUACAUA